Ipomoea triloba (trilobed morning glory) is the source of this 2384-nucleotide messenger RNA. RefSeq names its product vacuolar protein 8. The record is from RefSeq and is a predicted model, not a curated record. The coding region runs from base 161 to 1576 and encodes 471 amino acids. Gene Ontology annotation, molecular function: protein binding. The transcript is spliced from 4 exons. Lineage: Eukaryota; Viridiplantae; Streptophyta; Magnoliopsida; Solanales; Convolvulaceae.
AACCCCAAUCGCCAAUAACCCAUCCUUUCUCUUCCCUUGCUUCUUCUCCCACCGCCUCCGCUCCCAUACCACCAAUCUUUCUGCAAAAAUUACGACUUUUUGAUUCCAACACACUGCGUUUCACUGAGCAGGGUUCAGGUAUCAAGCAUAUAUUAGGCUUAUGGACUCUCUAAUUGAUCAAUCUGGGAGAAGAGAAAAAUUAAACUUAAACUGGGAGGAUGCCUUUCGUUUGUAUGAGCAUUCAAUUGCAUGUGAGAAUGAGGUUUUACGGGUUCAAGCCACAAUUAAGCUUGCUCGGAUGUCCAAACAUGCACCUGAGACUAUAUUGGAGCGCUCAGUCCCUAUCCUUGUACAGUUGCUUACAAGCCCGAUCUCUGAUCUAAAUCCUUCAAUUCAUGAAGCCUCUGCAUACUGCCUAAAAUGUAUUGCUUGUGAAUAUCAAGGUAGAUUGGCCCUACUUAUUGGUGAAUCUGGGGCCGUUCCUUCUAUAUUAAGAUUACUAUUGCAUUCUGAAGGGAGUUUGCAGAGAACUUUAUUAAAAUGCCUCAGGAAUCUUGUUACAUUUGCUGAGCGUAACCGCAUAAUUGUAUUUAGAAGUGGCGGGCUGGAAAUUGUUGUCAGUAUGUUGAAUGCCUGUCCUGAUGGUCUCGAAUCUUACUUGUUGGAAAUAUUGAGUGCGUUGGCUCUUUCAAGAGAGGUAAGGAGACGGGCUAUUUUCACUUCAGGUGGUGUGCGGUUUCUGAUUGAAUCUGCCAGGAGAGGCAGAAUGCUAUCUAGGCGCCGGGCAGCUCAGGCAAUUGGGUUACUCGGAUUAGUAAAGAGCGCAAGGCCUACACUCGUAGCCUCGGGUGCCAUACAAGCGCUUUUGGAAUUACUUCAGGUAGGAGACGCCUCGACAAAAUUGGUAGCUGGUAAUGCACUCGGUGUCAUAUCAUCCCAUGUUGAUUAUAUUAGGCCUGUAGCUCAAGCUGGGGCGAUUCCUUUGUAUGUCGAGCUUCUUCAAGGACCCGAACCCAUGGGGAAGGAGAUAGCGGAGGACGUGUUUUGCAUCUUAGCAAUUGUUGAAGAAAACGCCGUUAUAAUUGCCGAACACUUGGUUAGAAUCCUACAAGGAGAUAACGCUGGAGCUAAAGCAGCUGCUGCUGACGUGUUGUGGGAUCUCUCCGGUUACAAACAUUUACAACAUAUUCUCCGUAACUCAAAUGCAAUUCCCAUUCUCGUGGAGCUUUUGCAAGAUCAAAACGUUAAUGUAAGGGAAAAGGUCUCUGGGGCCAUCGCCCAGUUGAGUUAUAACGAAGCGGAUAGAGUUGCUCUCGCUGAUUCGGGAGCAAUUCCGGUUCUAAUUAAUAUGCUGCAAGAUGAACUGGAGGAUUUGAGAGAUAAUGCUGCAGAAACUCUCGUUAACUUCUCGGAGGAUCCUUUACUGCGCGAUAGAAUAUCAAGCGUCGUGGAUAGUCCUGCAUUCCACAGUAUGCAGAUCCGAUUGAUGCAAAUUCGCGCCUCUGAUGUACAUGUGGCUUCGUCUUUAAGGAAUAUUAGUAUCGAGCACCUGACUGGUGACCCUUCUCUUAACUGAACUUUGUUUACAGAUUAGUAUAUACAUAUUCCCUCAGCAUUAUUCCUGUAACUCUGUAAGUGACAUUCUCAACACCGAGAGAGUGAAAUAAAUACAAACGCCAUUUUGUCUCUAACGCAAAGGACUCUGGAUUGUGAUUACAUUUUGCCAGGGCUGUAUCUAUAUCCUACAAUUCUACAAAUAACCAUUACAGAUGACUUUGGAGGAUUGCAACGUGGUACAAUUAAUGACAAGAGCGUGUAGACGGAAUACAACAAUCAAGCUCCAAACUCGCAUUUCCAACUUUCUUUCUUAUUAAGCUCGUCAGUCCAGCUGCAUCAACCGCCUCUCCUAUCACCACUAUUUGAUUACACUUCUCCUCUCCCUGUAGUGCCACCGAGAACGAAAGGAAUAUAGCAGAUGAGGAGGAGAAGGUGGGUGUAUAUAUAGCAAUGCCCCCAACAUCUUGGCUCAAGAAUCUGCCAUGUUCCUCUUACACCGGUUUGAAUCAAGCUUAGACAAAAAAAAAAUUAGAAUAAAACCAAAAAGAAAGGGGGAAAAGUAGAAGAAAGGAAACUUGAGAUGAAGCCUGCAUGUGAAGAGUUGAAGGCCAUGAGAUAUGAGCUUGCUUCUUCAGCGAUGAUGAUGAUGUUUAGACUUUUGUGUUCAUUUUUUUUUUAAUUUUUUUUUUUUACAUAUUAUAAUUGGCUAUGUGCCUUUUGCUUCUAAUGCCGUUUACUUAAUUUUGUGAAGAACAGCCUGGAUUUAGUAUUGUAAUUAAUGCGUAAAUUCCCUUCUUUUCCAAUCAAGAACAGCCCAAGAAGAGUUG